ACCAUCAUCAUCAGUUCUGAAAAAGAACCAAAUUUAAGUAAAACAUUGCUUAUAAAAACAUUAAAAAUGUUCAAAAAAUUUGAUGAAAAAGAGAGCAUCUCAGGUGUGCAACAACUAAAGUCGUCCGUACAAAAAGGAAUUAGGAAUAAAUUACUUGAACAAUACGCUCACAUAGGGGAACACAUUGAUCUGAUUGUGCCGAAGAAGGAUGCAUUUAGAAUCGUAAAAUGUCACGAUCACAUUGAAUUGCUCAUCAAUGGCGUCGGCGAACAGCUAUUUUUCCGUCACUACGAAGGCCCUUGGAUGCCAACGCUGAGGUUAUUUCACAAAUUUCCCUUUUUCCUGCCGACGUUGCAGGUCGACAAAGGUGCCAUUCGCUUCGUGCUGAGCGGCGCAAACAUCAUGUGUCCCGGACUGACGUCGCCAGGCGCGAUAAUUCCGGCGCCCUUGGAAAAAGGAACGAUAGUGGCAAUCAUGGCAGAAGGAAAGGAGACUGCGUUAUCGAUAGGUAUCACGACGUUAUCCACAGAUGACAUCAAAAAAAUCAAUAAAGGAAUCGGAGUGGAAAACUGUCAUUACUUGAACGACGGCUUGUGGCAAAUGAAACCCGUAAAAUAGGCAAUUUAUUGAAAUUUUUCGCAUAAAAACCCAACUGGAUCGUGGAUCAAUGUUUAAACAACAGACCUCAAACAUGUUUUAUACUGUGAAAUAUUGAUGAGCAAAAUAAAUUUUAAACAAAAAAAAAAAUUUUUUGUGAAAUC
Messenger RNA from Culicoides brevitarsis, 761 nucleotides. RefSeq names its product malignant T-cell-amplified sequence 1 homolog (gene MCTS1). Bases 67 to 618 code for a protein of 183 amino acids. Gene Ontology annotation, biological process: formation of translation preinitiation complex. Gene Ontology annotation, molecular function: RNA binding. The record is from RefSeq and is a predicted model, not a curated record. The transcript has 4 exons. NCBI's taxonomy places the organism in Eukaryota, Metazoa, Arthropoda, Insecta, Diptera, Ceratopogonidae.